Molecule: messenger RNA, 1350 nt
Organism: Pogonomyrmex barbatus (red harvester ant)
Lineage: Eukaryota; Metazoa; Arthropoda; Insecta; Hymenoptera; Formicidae
Product: soluble lamin-associated protein of 75 kDa-like
Source: RefSeq, a predicted model, not a curated record
UAACAUGCCAUCAGAAUUUUAAUUAACUUUGUGAUUAUUAAAUAAUUCUUUCUUUCAAAUAUUCUGAUCACGUAACUUUUUCUCUAGGGUGAAAAUGUGAAAAGUGAAAGUUUUCCAUUCCAUAGUAAAAAUCACUUCACUUUUCACACGUUCAUCCUAGGGAAAAAGUUAUAUGAUCGGUUCCCUGACUCAAGUCGUUCUCAACACCUUUUCAAAUUCUUUAAAUACAGAUAAUUCUUUAGAUAUCACAUUAGUCGUACCUGCAUAUGUUUAAACAUAACUUCCAUGAUGGCUGUCAAACUAGCGAAUGUACAUUUUGUGCUACAAAAUUAAUGUAACUGAUUUGUGCAUAUAUACGUUUCUGCGUCGAAUUUGAGAACUGCUUUCCACGUUGUAUAUAUCGCAGUUGCAAAUUACGAUGUACGGUACCCAUUCGUACUCGUCACGUGUGCAUACUUCAUCGAUAAAGCAGUCCAAGAGUUACAACUGAAUUAUUGUUCUUAUUGCUAGUUAAUAAGUUUCACUUUUCUACCGAGCAAUCUGGUCGAAUAUUCCUCGCUUAUCACGACAUUAUCCGGCUCUUCAUUCCGUCUGUUCAAGAUGAUAUGCUCGAGAUGCAAAAAAUGCGUACGAACGCGGAUGACCCGACUCGAUUUAUGGAGUUUGAAUAUUCAGGGCGACGUCAGUCGUUUAGAUUGCAUCGACGGCAAUCACUUUAUAGCUGUAACAUUAAAUGAUAAGAUCAUCGACAUUAACGAUACUUAUUGCGAUCGACUGGAGGAUGGUUGGCGGGAAGUCCAAACAGAUCGCGAUAAGGUUCUCUUUUACACAUUGAGCCAAAUUGUUUAUCCAGAGUUUGACACGCCAAGGCCAGAAAGGCUUGAAACGUUGUAUGCUCUGGUGGACGAGCCCGAUGUUGUAAUGCUAAGAUGGCAAGGAGGCAAAGCGAUCGGAUUUUAUACCGUUAAACCUACAGGUACGGAAAUAUUUUCAACGAAAGAAAGAUACAUGAUGCCUGUAGUAGAUACGGCGUAUAUUCGUUCGGAAUAUAGGAACCAGGGUUUCGGGACGGGGAUCCUAUCCGACGUGAUAACGCGCUUCCCGAACGAAGAUAUCGGCUUCUCGAAGCCGAUAUCCAGUGGAAUGUUAAAAAUACUAAAAGCAUUCCUGACGAGUCGCAAGGAGUACCGAUUGCGUUUCUGGGAGAUCGCGGACUGCGAUAUUGAUGGAUCUCAGCAACUGAUAUGGUGCAGUUUGAAAAGAGCAGCCUUAUGACAAAAAGCAAUUAGAAUUUAUUACAAAAAUCGCAUAACAGGAUAUUUAUAUAUUUGCAUCAUACAUCAUACUUAU